This is a messenger RNA of Xiphias gladius (swordfish), 2350 nucleotides long. Its product is annotated as forkhead box protein B1-like. The record is from RefSeq and is a predicted model, not a curated record. Gene Ontology annotation, molecular function: RNA polymerase II cis-regulatory region sequence-specific DNA binding; DNA-binding transcription factor activity, RNA polymerase II-specific. The transcript has a single exon. Gene Ontology annotation, biological process: cell differentiation; anatomical structure morphogenesis; regulation of transcription by RNA polymerase II. Bases 449 to 1390 code for a protein of 313 amino acids. NCBI's taxonomy places the organism in Eukaryota, Metazoa, Chordata, Actinopteri, Istiophoriformes, Xiphiidae.
UGAUGGUGAAGAAGUGGCCCAUUAAUGAAGCUCCUCUCCGGGGGUCUUUUCUGCUCCUGUCACCGCCGUCCAGCCCGCAGACGGGACAGAUCGGGAGAGGGGCAUGGAGGAGGCAGCAGCAGCCGCUUAGCACAGCUCAGCCGCGGGGGAAGGAGGAGGACGGGACACCGCGCUGCACCUGCCGAGGACCCGCAGAAGGCAGGCCGGGAGGGGACGAGGAACCAGCCGCUGCUUCCUCAACUUUUCAUCAACUCUCCAGCCUUGUGCGUAAAAGACGGGACCAUGCGUGCCGAGAACCAGGCAAGUCUCCUCUCCUGCGCCGAGGUGCUGUGAAGAGUUGGAGCAGCUGGGACAAAGUUUGGAAGAAGUGAGGCGGGUCUCUUCUGGGGACCGAGACUGAACCGAUCCCGUCCCGGCUCGCUCCGGUCCGGUCCGGUUCAGCCGAAUAAUGCCUCGCCCGGGGAGGAACACGUACAGCGACCAGAAGCCUCCGUACUCCUACAUCUCCCUCACGGCCAUGGCCAUUCAGAGCUGCCCGGAGAAGAUGCUCCCCCUCAGUGAGAUUUACAAGUUCAUCAUGGACCGGUUCCCCUACUACCGGGAGAACACGCAGCGCUGGCAGAACUCUCUGCGGCACAACCUGUCCUUCAACGACUGCUUCAUCAAGAUCCCCCGCAGACCGGACCAGCCCGGCAAGGGUAGUUUCUGGGCUCUGCACCCGAGCUGCGGCGACAUGUUCGAGAACGGGAGCUUCCUGCGGCGCAGGAAGCGCUUCAAGGUGGGCAGCAUGCAGGCCACGGACCCGCUGGCGCCCAGCAAGCCGCAAGACGCCGCGCACUACCUGCAGCAGCAGGCCAAGCUGCGGCUCAGCGCGCUGCACGCCGCCGCGCACCUCCCGCAGAUGUCGGGCGGGUACAACCUGAGCUCCGUGUCUCAGCCGUCCAGCUUCAAGCACCCGUUCGCCAUCGAGAACAUCAUCGCCAGAGAGUACAAGAUGCCGGGCGGUCUGGCGGCCUUCUCCGCCGCCGGGUACCCGCUCCACAACCAGCUGACCCCGGCCUGGCCGCACGUGUACGGCUCCGGGAUGAUGGACGGCGCGGCGCCUAUCUCCAUGGCCGCCAGCGACUACUCGGCCUACGGCAUGCCGCUCAAAUCCAUCUGCCACGGCGGGCAGACUCUGCCCGCCAUCCCGGUGCCCAUCAAACCCACGCCCGCCUCCUUGCCGGGCCUGCCCGGGCUGCCCGCACACAUCCCGGCUUUCCUCGCGAACUCGCCCCAGUCUCUGAGCCCCACGUCCCCGCAGACAGCCACGGGACAAAGCAGCCCGGGCGCGCCCGGCGAGGCGCUGCCCUCCUCGGCCUCGCUGCAGUCCGCGGUGGCGGUGCACUGACGGGAAGCAGGACUCUGUUUCUUUUUAUAAAAAAAACAAACAAACUGAUUUAAAAAAGGGAAAUGACAAACUCCUUCGACUCCAAAGCGGCGUUUCAUCUCCAGGACGCGAAUGCGAACAUGUGCGUUACUUUUAUUUCGGUGUUUUUAAUUUUUCUGGGACGAAAGGAACGGAUCCAUCAGAGCCUCCAGCCUAAACACGUUUUCCCAUCAUGCAGAUAAAAACAGCAGGUUGACCUCUGACCUCCGGUACCACGAUUACAGUCGUUUGUUUUUCCCGUGAAUCCGUUUAAUUUCUCCCAGAAACUGAGCUCCAUGGUUUUCCUUCACAUUCCUUCACAGCAGACUGACCGGGUCGAACGGCUCAGGUCGUGUGGUGACAAAUUAGUUCUCCGGGUCUUUUGUGUUCUCGGCCUUUUCUUCUCGGGCUGAAAGAAAAGUCGCAGAUUAAUGACUUCUGAAGAUCUGCUGUUUUUCUUUUCUGCUCCCGAGACAAAAGUGAAACCACAAAAGAAGAACAUUUUACCACUUGCAGGAUUUUUCUUCCAGAAAUACGAACUGACCCAAAAAAAACUCGACAGGAAAAUCCUGAUUAAAAAUGCAAAGCCGCAUUUGGCAAACCAAAUAAUCACCCAGUCGUUUUCCUUCUUUUUCUCUUUUCUCUUUUCUUUUCUAAUAACGGACACGAACAAUCGCAGAGAUGAGACUUGAAAUCAUAUAUUUAUGUCAGAGGUUCUGCACAGUUUAGAAAGAAAACCACUGGAGAUAUUUGACCAUGAAUGCGAGGAUCUACUGUCUCUGAUGCACUUUUUAAAAAAUGAAAUCUAGAUGUUUUUUAUUCAGUAGCUGAGAGCCGUGUUGGUUUAAUUUAAAGUUUUCUAAAAAGCUGUGGUGUUAAAACGAGCCGCCGUCUGUGUAUUUGUACUGCUGCAUGCUCCAACUGUCUGAAAAAAGAAAGAUA